This is a messenger RNA of Aspergillus versicolor CBS 583.65, 1821 nucleotides long. Its product is annotated as Zn(II)2Cys6 transcription factor. Gene Ontology annotation, molecular function: transcription cis-regulatory region binding; zinc ion binding; DNA-binding transcription factor activity, RNA polymerase II-specific. The transcript has 2 exons. Gene Ontology annotation, cellular component: nucleus. Bases 1 to 1821 code for a protein of 606 amino acids. NCBI's taxonomy places the organism in Eukaryota, Fungi, Ascomycota, Eurotiomycetes, Eurotiales, Aspergillaceae. Gene Ontology annotation, biological process: positive regulation of transcription by RNA polymerase II. The record is from RefSeq and is a predicted model, not a curated record.
AUGGCUGCUGCCCCUGAGCAAGGCAAGGCUCCUCUUCGUCGCACCCGCACCGGCUGCUACACUUGUCGUACUAGACGUCGCAAGUGUGACGAAGUCAAACCAGAAUGUGGCAACUGUGUUCGCCUGGGCUUCAAAUGCGAAGGCUACGGUCUCCGAUUGAAAUGGCCCAAUGAUACAUCAAGAUCUACACCAGUGCCGAUGCAAAAAGCUUCCGGAACAGGGGGGCUUGUGAGCCACAAUCGAGCUCACCUACCCAGAGCCUCAGAAUCGGCCCGUCAGGUUAUGCCAAACGCCAUGAGCCCAGCGUCACUGGACAGACCAGGCAGCUUGAACUUCACCUCGUCUUUCCCUCGGGAAUCAAAUAGGCGGGAUUGUUUCCUGCUUCAUCAUUUCGUCACCCAUGUUUCGGGGUGUCUCGUGCCAUUUUUAGAUGCCCAGACAGGGGAUCUGUGGUCGCAUCCGUUCUUACGACCAACUAUUGAGUCACUCGCCGCGUCUAACCUUUACCAACUCUAUACUAUAAACCGACAUGGCCCAACUGGCUUCACCAUUGGGUCAGAAGGGUCCCUAACGGCUGCUGCCUAUGUCUGGAAGAGAAAUGCACUCCUCUUAUACACCGAUGCCAUCAACACGCUCAGAAGAGCCAGUCUCAAUAGCAGUGAUGCAGCGGGACUGUGUCUUGCCGCAAGUCUCGCCUUGUCUCUAUUCGAAUGGGAGUCCGGUAGCGCUGGGUCGUAUUUUGCUCACUUGGACGGCGCCGAUACUAUCGUACGCUUAGCAUUUGAAGGGAUUUCACGGUUGUCAUGGGGGCCAUCUCUCUUACGAGUUUGGGCAAGAAUGCAUCAUACGAGAAUGACACGACAGCUGCCCUUUAGGCCAUUGGAGAGAGAGAAGCGUAGCCCGUCGAACAAGAAGAUUGCAGAACUUUCGACCCAGUUUCUCCCUGGCUCAGCCAGUUUGUCAGUGCUUCUUGUUGACGCAUUUGCGCUACGAAAUCGGCUUGUGCUGGAGACCUGUCUCGAGGCGGGUGAAUUGGGGGGCCGUUCUGCAACCCAAUUCUGGCGAGAGUGGUACUCAGAGCUAUUUGACUUCCCCUAUGCAGCGGACUCAGAUGCUCAUAAUGGAAAAGAGCUUGGCAAGUCUGAGCUACUGGAUGGUCUCGCUCUGACCGAGUCCCUUCUCUGCGCAUGGGAAGAAUCACUCCCGAAAGCCGCUCAGCCGACGAUGACUCCGACUUGGUCAAGUAAAGGCACAAGCAGUCAGGAGAGCCAAGCACUCCAGGUCGUUUCCUGGACAUUUACAGGCAAUGGACCUGCUCUGCAGUACCUGAAUUACAUCAUGGGUCGGAUCCUGUCUUCCCGAGAACUUUUAGACUUUUACUUACUGGCCGAGAAUGUCCUGUGCUCUUCAAGGCCACUCCACCAUCUAAUCGUAUCUGCGCUCUCCGUUAUAGAAGCCCUGGACCCGGAAGAGUCUAUUGCUCACGACACUUAUGGAAAUGGUCCUCUAUGGGCCUUUGGGACACUGGCAACCUGUAUCCCUGAUCGACAGGUUGUCAGUCAUCUAUUGCAAAUUGUGAUGCCACGAUUUCAUCGUGUGGCUCGUUGUGGACCACUGUUGGCCACCGUAGCGCAGACAAGCGAAAUCCUAGGUUGUGUCAUGUCCGAAAUUGAUGCAGGCCGGAUGCCAUUUCUUUGCGAUCCGGACAUAGUAUUGACAGAUGACUUCAGCCUCGACGAAAGUUCUUUGUCGUAUAUAAGAAUGGCGGUUAUUGGACGCGAAAGAGGAAGGUUUUAUAGGGAUUUGGUACGAGUAGGGUAG